AAAAUGGACCUGCUAAACGAAACGGCCCGGAUAUGGGUCGCAAACCAUCCUGAUCUAGGAUGGUGUCCUGCAAGGGUCGACUCGUUGGAUGACAGCGGAAACUAUAUUGCAGUGGACGAUGAAGGCCAACAGUUCAAAAUACCACAAGACAAGGCGACCAGCGUCGACGCCAGUACUUCUAAGAAGUUAAGUUAUCUCCUGGAAGUUAAGUUACCUUCUUCGUCUUCUUCUUCUUCUUCUUCUUCAUUGAUGUAAACAAUCGCAUUAAGUUGCUGAGGUAGUCUUUUUGUUUUACUUUAAAAUUAUUCUGCGUGGUGUCUACGGCACGACUUGACUUCAUCCAUACUGCAAAUUAUUAUAACUGAUGGUACAACCGUCCGUAUGAAUUCCAAUUUUUUGUUGCUGCGAUAAGUAACUGUCUCACGAAGAAUACUGGAGUGAAAUCUAGCCUUGAAGCAUUAAUUACCAUCGCCCCUAUGGAAUUAAAAAGCUCAAUUGUAUGCAGAUGCACACGCACAAUCACCACGUUUCCAAUAUCAGAAAAAAAAACCAGGUUGCCUUUCCGGUGUGGAGGACUUACUCACGUUGGGGGACUUUAACGAAGGGUGUCUACUGCACAAUAUUCGUGUGCGGUAUUUCGAGGACCGCAUUUACACGGGGAUUGGCACGCCGAUUCUAAUCAGCAUAAAUCCAUGUAUGAACAAGCACCAGUAGUUUGUGCUUCUACUUGUUGUACUAGUAGCUUGAUUGAUGAUUAUAAAUAUUUCUUGAAGGGGAACAAGAGCACUGCAUAUUUGUUUCCUAAAAAUGAAAACAAUAGAGACCACUACCUCCGCCUCCGCGAGCGCGCCCAGUAGUGCCGCAAUUUCUGGCUGGCUACUUUGUUGUAAUAAAUCGCAAAAAAAUAAUUGCAAAAAAUAGGUGGAGAACAGGAAGAAUAGGUGGAUGGUCCGAGUAGUCUUGAAAAUGGAAGAAGCCACUGCUUGCACUCUUCAUAGCCUACCAGAAACUGGACCACCUCUAUUCAGAGACAACGAUGGGUGAAUAUUACGGCGAAGCAAUGCAGUGGCUGUGGCUCGUGCUCCACAAUAAAUGACAACCAUUCAUCCUCAAUCUCAAUCACUAUCGCGGAUGGAAAUCCUAUAGUUGCAACCUCGUUUUUCGACAAUUAAUCUCUGGGCCUGGGUAGCUCUUUGUUAGUGUUACUUGCACUUGAAAGAGCAGAUAGAGAUAAUUAGGCAACACCAACAGUAGAGACCCACGUGGGGAUGUGUAAUUGUCUAAAAAUCUCGUCGGCUAGCGUCCGUAAGAAAGCAGAAUCCAGAUGCAGCAAUCUCGCCCCACUUGUACAGUGUAGCUUCCGAAUGCUACGAUACGAUGCUCGAGGAAAGAGGCAGUCAGAGCAUCAUCGUAAGGCUGUAAAUUUCAGUGUAAAACAAGCGGCAGUUUGAAUGUUUUAAGCAAUUUACAUUUAUUUAUUUAGGAUUAGGUUUCUUUCCUGCCAUGACUUGCUUUUGUAGUUUCAGUUUCUAAUAAAAGCCCUCAUACGUCGGCCAUGUUGCCUAAUACCCUCGAAAUCUUCACCUUGGGACGUGCAUCGAUUCUUGUACUCGGCGGCGUCAUUCGCUAGUAGUUUUUGGUAGAAGUUUGAGUUUGUUUGGCCCUAUUAUGUCAAUUAACAAAAGUAGUGUUUAAGUUAACAGUGUUUGCGCCGUUUGGCUUGUGGUAUAUUCAAGACGCUGGUGCUCGGCUUCGGUACAUUUUUCUAAUCAUCAUUACCGGCGAGUCAGGGGCAGGGAAAACCGAAGCAACCAAGCGGGUCUUGAACUAUAUCGCAAACCUGCAGUCAGUGGGUGGCACGCCAUCGAAGAUGUCGGCUCGUGGAGCUCCCGCGGACUCUUCCUCCUCAGAUGAAAACUCACACAAGUUUGAAUCUGAUAGUAUCUUAUGUCCAGCAGAAGCCAACAUUUGUAUCUGUGAGAAGUACAAACGAGUUUGUGUCGUUAUUUUCCAUCUUGCUGCAGUGAACAAGAAUUCACAAGGAUAUUAGGACUUCAAGCCAUUUGUGCCCGCAACGAUGACGAGGCAGAGGCGGAGCCCUUCUCUUUGUCAUUAAGUACGUAGGUCGCGAUCGUAAAGCAGAAGAUGCACCCAGACUCGGUCUAAUUCUAGAGAAUCAAGUCCUCAAGAGCAACCCGAUCCUCGAAGCCUUCGGUAAUGCGAAAACCGUGCGAAAUGACAACAGCAGUCGCUUUGGCAAAUUCAUCGAAAUUCAAUUUGACCAGCAAGGAAAAUUGAAGUUAAGGCCUGCUCUCAGUACUUCAACUUCUUUGCUUCAUCAAAAUGGAACAAAAAGGCUUUGUUACGCCAUACGCAUACGUAGUCUGCCCAGCAAGAACAUAGACAGAAGCUUCGACUUGUUAAUCUUGAUCAGUAACUAUAGUUUGUUAUUAUCGAUCGUUGGAUAAUGACGAAAUGGUCUAAUGAGAACAGCGAAUAUCCGCAACUACCUACUCGAGAAAUGUCGCAUUACUGCACAGCAAGACAACGAGCGCAACUACCACGCCUUCUACCAACUCUGUGCGGGCGCCAGUGAUGAACUCAGUUACGAUUCUACUUAAAGUGAGGGAGUUCAUGCAGAUGUAUUGACUGACUUUGCUGGUAUUUCAAUUCUAUGAACUCGCAGUCGAAAAACUCCAAGGCUUGCUGUUCUGCCACAGGGACUGUGCCCCAACAGUAAAUGAUCGAUACUGCAUACGAUUAAGAAUAUCAUAAUCACUGCUUUAUUUCGCUUCUUCUAGCUACUUCUUCUUGAUGUUGGUGUUUCCCUUCUUGAAUCAAACGUAAAAAAUCAAUCCCAGUGUGUAAAAAUUCGCCCUGCCCGUCCCCAUGAUAGAGUUAGAGCCACUCUAAUUCACACAGCAGCUCCAUUUAGGCGACUUUAUCGCAGAGGAUUUCGACUUCGUGAGCGUUUGUCCCAAUAUAGACGCGCCAGAGCACUCAGACGCGGAGGACUUCAUGAAUGUCUGUGACUGUCUGUACCGAUUGCGAUUCUCUCAGUCCGACAUUCACACGCUGUGGAAGUGUUGCGCUGCACUACUACUGCUUUUACGUUGUGGUUGCUAAGAAGAUUGUGGUCGUGGAUGUGGGGGUGCGUAGAUGAUGUCAAUGAUAUCAAGAAUAAGGGAAUAUGGACGAAUAUCACAAUCAUUAUCAUAGCGGGCAAUAUUGAAAAUAGCAAAACAUUCCGGUCCAGCUAGUAGUCAUCUACAGAUGGAAUGGAACGGAAGGUCCUAGUAGCUAGAGUGAAGAACUAAAAGUUGGAAUCGACCUUGCGUUCAUCUUUUGGAAACGUGAAUUUCGAUGUGAUCGAUGACGACCGAGUAGAAAUCGCCGACCACGCCACUGCGUGCCCGCCGAUUUGCGAGCUCCUUGGUAUAUCUGAAACGGCUUUCCGUGGUGUAUUGCGGUCGAGGAAAUUUUUCGACCCGAUCUCGAAGAACAUGCUUGUCUCCCCACUCCGGCUCGAACAGGCGAAGCAGGUGAAGUUGAGCAUCGCGCGAGUCCUCUAUUCCCGAAUGUUCGACUGGAUUGUGUCCAGGAUAAACGCCAGCAUGCAGAUGGAGGUAGCUGCCACUGCUAGCGGGAACGAAGCAGGCGGACCCUCGCCGAGAUCCGGGCCUAGCGAAAAUGCCACUGCUAGCACGACAUCACGAGCUGCAAGACGGCCUACAGCAGCCGGUAACAAAGGAAACGCCUCAUCAAACAGUGCGCCACCGUCGACGAAAAUCGGACUUCUCUUAUGGCCCCCGACAUAAAGCUUGAUAUCGUAUUACCUCCAUCUCGAUCAGCACACUUGUAAGUAAAUGAUUAAUCUCCUUCAACGUCAACCUAGGAUGUGGGAAACGAAUGAUCUAUUAAUUUGUUUCUUGCUCGCUAAACGUUGACAUCUACGGCUUCGAGGUCUUUGACUGGAAUUCGUUUGAGCAACUAUGCAUCAACUUCGCCAACGAAAAACUCCAGCAGCAUUUCAACAGCCACAUGUUCCGCAUGGAACAGAAGCUCUACACCGAAGAAAACAUCACUUGGUCGCAUAUCUCCUGGCAGGACAAUCAGGAUGUCAUUGUUAUGUUCUACUUAGUCUUGGUCACUGCAAAGUAUACAUAGUAAUUGUGAUAGUAUUCUAAUCUUCAUCUAGUAUGAUCACAAGUUCUCGAUGAACAAGUACUCGUCUUGUACAAGAACUAUCAGAAGUGCGUAGCAGUUUGUUAUGCGGCGACAGUCAGAAUGAAUCUCGUCAUCGAAAAAUCAUUUGGAGAAGCACAGCUACAAGGAUGUUGUGUGUAGCAAGCAGCUCUUCUAAUCGCGAUUGCCUGGAAAAGAAACCCAGUGGAGUAUUCCCGCAUCUCGACAGCACAUGCCUGGGCCCGAACGCUACAGACGCGGCAUUUUUGCAAGCGCUUUAUACAAAACCAUUGAAAGCGGAUAUCGUCUACAACCCGAGUCGUCAAAAAACCGACCUAUUCUUACGGGAUACAUAGAAAACAUUAGUAUCGGCGCGCAUUUUGAUCUUUCAGGUUGACGUUGAGUCUUCGAUCUGAUAUGAUAUUGUUUUUUGGGGAUGAGGUCGACGGAUGUAAGCCCCCCACUUUCAUCAUCAUCCCAAAGUUUCAUUUAUUUUUUCCUAGGUGCAAUACUAGUCAGGAGUAGUUGAUGGAGUGCGAGGUUGUAGUCAAAGUCCCGUAGUCAUCCCGUCCUUUUCUCUAUCUAAUCCACGCGGUAGCGCACUAUGCGGGUGAAGUGAGGUACUCGGUCGAGGGCUUUUUGGACAAAAAUUUCGAGAAACAGACAGAUGAGGCGAUCGAAGUGCUGAAAGAAAGUUCUGAUCCCUUGAUUCGGAAAUUCGUUCUCGAGACAGCUAGUUCCUCAUCGACCAGUGGUGCAGCAGGAAGCGGAGGCGCAGCGAGUUCUUCAGUUACGGAUCAUGUCGUGUAGAGGCGUCUCCAACGUUGAUAACUCAAAGUAAGGCACUGAGAAUACCCAAGGCAGAAGGAAGAGCUUCUCCUGAGCCUUCCUUCUUCUAAGUGGAUGUCCCGAAAGAAUUUUUGGUGCAUUCACCGCUUUCCUUCUUUUACUAGUACACCGGCAUAUUCUAAUACAGGCGGGGCAUCGUCCUCCUCAACGGGAGGUGGGCUUCGGGGUAGCACAUUGCGGGGUAGCCGAUCUGUUGGCGCGGGGCGGGCUUCAGGUGGGGCGGCAGUGAGUGAUCGGAUCAAGGGGCCACAGAGCACUGUGAGCUCCACGUUUCGAGAGCAGCUAGAUGCCUUGGUCGCUGACCUAAACCGCACGCAUCCAAGGUAUAUCCGGUGCAUUAAGCCAAAUGCGGACAAGGCGGCGCGCACCUUCGACAGCAUUGACGUCUUAAGGCAACUGCGGUGUGCUGGAAUGCUCGAGGCAAUCCGGAUUCGUCGUGCAGGCUACAGCGUUCGCCGCCCAUUCAAGGAGUUUCUAACAAAGUACGGGCGUCUCUGUCCUGGACUUGUGGUACAAAGGCACCCUCAGUUUGAUUAUAUUUUUGCUGAUAAUUGUUCAUCUGUUUUUGACUCAUCAUGGAUUUCUCUUGAUGCUGAU
Molecule: messenger RNA, 5631 nt
Organism: Amoebophrya sp. A25
Lineage: Eukaryota; Dinophyceae; Syndiniales; Amoebophryaceae
Source: the annotation of a GenBank genome assembly